ACUAAUCACUUCCUGUACCGAAGAUUUUGAAACUCAUUGUGGACAGCCUAGCGUGAUUUCUUCGAUUUAAAAUGCCGACAUUCAAAGUGAAUGUGAAAUGGGGCAAGGAGAAGUUCACAGAUGUUGAGUGUAAUACAGAUGAGCCCCCUCUUUUGUUCAAAAGUCAGUUGUUUGCUCUCUCUGGAGUUCAGCCUGAUAGACAGAAAGUUAUGAUGAAAGGAGCUGUAUUAAAGGAUGAAGAAUGGGGGAACAUGAAGCUGAAAGAUGGUGCUACAUUGCUGAUGAUGGGCACUGCUGAUGCACUGCAGGAACCAGUAGAGAAGACUGUGUUUAUGGAGGACAUGAAUGAAGAACAGCUUGCUACAGCUAUGGAGCUACCAGCAGGGUUGAACAACCUGGGCAAUACCUGUUAUAUGAAUGCCACAGUGCAGUGUCUGAAGGCAGUGCCAGAGCUCAGAGAAGCUAUUAACAAAGUUGUUGGUCAUCCCAAUGUUGGAGCUGGUGUAUUCAACCCAUCAUAUGCUGUUACAACAGCUCUGAGGGAUCUGUAUGCCUCCAUGGACAAGUCUAAUACAGUUCCUCCCCUUAUACUGCUGAGCAUACUGCAGAUGGUGUUCCCCCAGUUUGCUGAGAAAGAAAGCGAACAUGGGAAUUGGGCUCAGCAGGAUGCCAAUGAAUGUUGGACGCUGAUAGUGAGAUGUCUACAGCAAAAACUAACAUCCCUGGAAGACACUGCCCCAGUUGAUGGCUCUACCCCAGCACCCACCAGGGGGUUCAUUGACCAGUUUAUGGGAGUGGAGAUGACUUCAACAAUGAAAUGUGUUGAGGCUCCAGAAGAGCCACCAACUAUAAUGAAAGAGAAUCUACUGCAACUGAGUUGCUUUAUAGAAAAAGAUGUUAAAUAUUUGCAAACUGGUUUGAAAUCAAGACUCGAAGAACAUAUAACAAAAAAUUCCCCCACACUAGGUAGAGAUGCACAGUAUGAAAAAACAAGUAAAAUUAGUCGUCUACCAGCAUAUUUAACGAUCCAGUUUGUUAGAUUCUUUUACAAGGAAAAGGAGGCUGUCAAUGCUAAAAUUCUGAAAGAUGUGAAAUUCACAGAAAUUUUGGACCUUUUUGACCUGUGUACUGAAGAACUGCAGCAAAAGCUGGUCCCAAUGAGGACAAAGUUUAAGGAAGAGGAAGAUAAAAAUGUGGAGAGAGCAAAUUUGUCCAAGGCCAAGAAAGGUGUCAAAAAUGCCCCUGCUGUCCCUGAGAAGAAAACAAAAAAGGAGCCAUUUUCAUUUCCUGAUGAUACUGGUUCCAACAACAGUGGUUACUACAAGCUGAGGGCAGUGUUAACCCACCGUGGCAGGUCAAGUUCCAGUGGACAUUAUGUGUCGUGGGUCAGGAGGAAAGACACCGAUGAAUGGCUCAUGUUUGAUGAUGACAAAGUCAGUGUGGUAGAAUCUGAAGACAUCUUGAGACUCUCUGGAGGAGGUGACUGGCAUUGUGCAUACUUCCUUGUAUAUGGUCCCAGGGUGUUGGAAAUUGAGGAGGAAGAGGUUGAGGAGGGGGCAGGUGAAGGACAGGCAAAACCAAUGGAAACCAGCAGCUAAACUGGAUAGUGAUCUGACAGAAAUGAUUUAAGACCUUUAACAGUUACAGCCAAAAUAGUAAAUUGGUUUAAUGUUUUGUUCAUGUGAUUUUUCUAUGCAGUGUGUUGCAUACAGUCUUGCUGCUGGUUUUACCUAAACCACUUAAACAUCAGUCUGCAAGUCGCACCUUGAAAUAUGUGCUGAAUGUAGCUUUUAAAUAUUUGACUGGGAACUGAAAUUUAAAGUGCCAGUAUGACAGUGAUGAAGUUAUCUUGUUAAAGUUGGACCUUUAUCUGACAAGACCAUUUUCGACAUUACAUUUCGGGCAUUAGAUUGAAGAUCAAAUUGCUUGAACACUGGAUUCCUAAAAAAAGCUAAGCUUUACAUUUACUAAUUUGAUGACAAAGAGAAAUGCUAUGGACAAAUUCACAAAAUUAAAAUUUG
Lingula anatina is the source of this 2021-nucleotide messenger RNA. Its product is annotated as ubiquitin carboxyl-terminal hydrolase 14-like. The record is from RefSeq and is a predicted model, not a curated record. Gene Ontology annotation, biological process: proteasome-mediated ubiquitin-dependent protein catabolic process; protein deubiquitination; regulation of proteasomal protein catabolic process. Gene Ontology annotation, molecular function: proteasome binding; protein binding; cysteine-type deubiquitinase activity. Lineage: Eukaryota; Metazoa; Brachiopoda; Lingulata; Lingulida; Lingulidae.